Messenger RNA from Suillus fuscotomentosus, 1473 nucleotides. RefSeq lists its product as uncharacterized. NCBI's taxonomy places the organism in Eukaryota, Fungi, Basidiomycota, Agaricomycetes, Boletales, Suillaceae. The record is from RefSeq and is a predicted model, not a curated record. The transcript is spliced from 7 exons. The coding region runs from base 80 to 1075 and encodes 331 amino acids.
AGGAGGCACAGCUUUUGACUGAUGACAAAGCAAAUCUGAUCACAGAAUCGUGUCCAAUGCCGGAGUGCCCAAACCCUUCAUGUCUUUAAAACAAGGCCGCUCAUUCACCAGCCGUUGGCUCGCUACACUCUUUCGUCCAUUCAUGUCAGAGCCUCCUCCUGAUCUCAUUUGUCUACGGUUCCAACUCCCGCAGAGUAUCAUUACGCCUACUAUGUCAGUGAGAGAGUGGUCCUCAUGGAUGGCGAAAUCAGUUGAAGAUCUUGAAAAUCGUUACCAGUCAUGUCCUCUUAAUCGAAUCGAAUAUUGUAAAUGUGCAGAAGGUGCCGAACACGAAUUUCUUGUGUUCUAUUUCCGACACUGGAGCAGCUCUUCAGCUGAGGCUGUAGUAUGUGCGGAUCGCACUGUCCACCCACGACAAAACUGUAGCUCCGCACAGUCAGAACUACUCUCUCCAUCUUCAUUUGAAACCAAUGCACUUGACCAUGUGUACCUUCUUGGUCCGCCUCGUAAUGCAGCGUCAUUCCUUAAUGACAGAUUCCCGCGAUACAACACACUUUGUACUCUACGGUUCCUGGACCCUGCACCUUCAGCGCUUCAAAUAUCUGUUGUACUGUCUCUAGUACAUCGACAAGCCCCCUCAUAUCACUUGUAUGGAGAGCAGUGCUACUGGUUCUCGCACACCUCCUGGAUGAGCUUGGCAAAAAUUUUCCCCAAUAAUCAAGAAUUGUGCAACAACCAUAAUGCACGCUGUCGCUACCGUGGGAUCGCAGUAGGAUUGUCAGAUCAGGGUUUCAAGGCUGUAGUUGCGGCUUAUGAGCUGGAGUGGCAGAACACGUUGGACAUACUCCAGGGCGAAAUACUCCGCCGGGCAGCUCCGAUUCGACGACUUGAAGAAGAAACUGAGCGUCUCCGAGCACAGGAAGUCGAAAAUGCCCACAUUCGUGAAGCAAUGGAAGUCGAAAAUGCUCAACUUCGUGAAGCAAUGAUGCAACGAGAGCACCAAGCACAGGCCGAAAUCGAGGAACUUCGUGCAAAGCUACAUACAGCUUUAGCGUGCAGAACAGCUGAUAUUUGAUGUAUUUGCACUAAUACGACGAAGGGGCGAAUGAUGAUGUUCAAUAUCUUGUCAAUUAAUACAAACGGAGGACUCUAUGGCGAUGAGAGUGUUUGUAUCGUUGGACGAGAGUGGUGUUGAGCGCAGGUUGAGAUCUGUUUGGAUCGUGUAUUCAGCGUUGGUGCGAAGGCGGCGCGGGAGGAAGGAGGUUACGAAGACUUGUACUGUUUGUGUUACAGCAUGGUUGUGGAGGUGAUGGUGUGCGUUUAAUUAUCAAUGUAUGUCAAGCUUACCUGUGUCAUUAUCCUCGUGUUCUAGUUGUCAUCCCCAUUUCAUCGAUGUUCAGAACCCAAUUGCAAAGGCUAUCGUUUGUCCUGAGUUCACACAAACAGACGCGGCCGAUGUGUACAAAUAUUGGC